AUGGCGCAGGGCUGGGCUGGCUUCUCUGAGGAGGAACUGAGGCGACUAAAGCAGAGUAAAGAUCCAUUUGAACCACAGCGGCGUCCCCCUAUGAAGAAAAGUCGACAACAACUUCAGCGAGAAAAAGUCCUUCAAGAGCAAAGCCAAAAACUUGGACUGCAAGAUGGAUCAGUCAGAUUAUCUCCAGAGCAGCUGCUCUCUGCACCACAGCAGAGAUUCAAUCACCAAAAGCCAGAGUUUUCCUCCCCUGCUGCUCCUAAUCCUCUUACACUCAACUGUCCUGUUGGCAAUGGAAAACCACAGGACGCUGAAAGUCAACCAAGGGAACUGGGACUUGAGAAUUCCCGGGAUGGUCACAUAAGUGCUGAGGUUGUACCUCUAAAACCAGAUUGCAAAUUGGAGAAAAAGAAAGUGGAAUUGCAAGAAAAGUCUCGUUGGGAAGUGCUCCAACGUGAACAGCAGCUAAUGGAAGAGAAAAAUAAACGUAAGAAAGCUCUUUUGGCUAGAGCUAUUGAGGAAAGAUCUAAAAGAACUCAGGCAGAGACAGUGAAACUGAAGCGGAUCCAGAAGGAGUUACAGGCUUUAGAUGACAUGGUUUCAGCUGACAUUGGAAUCCUCAGGAACCGGAUUGACCAGGCCAGUCUGGACUAUUCAAAUGCUCGGAAGCGGUUUGACAAGGCAGAAGCGGAGUAUGUUACGGCCAAGCUCGAUCUACAGCGCAAGACUGAUAUUAAAGAGCAGCUCACUGAGCACCUUUGUACAAUCAUACAGCAAAAUGAGCUCCGCAAGGCCAAGAAGUUGGAGGAGUUGAUGCAGCAACUGGAUGUCCAAGCUGAUGAGGAGACUUUGGAGCUUGAGGUGGAGGUGGAGAGACUACUGCGGGAACAAGAGGCAGAAGCAGGGAGACAGAAGGUUCAUGGAGAGAGGCCAGUUCAGCCUUCCGGGGAGAGUGUGACAUUAGGGUCUACUCAGAGCAAAGAGCAUCAAGCACCAACUGCCUGCCCAAAGGUAGAAGAACAGUGUGAAAAUCCCAAGAGCACUCCCCUUCUCACGCCAGACCACCCAAGUCAGGAAGUGAAGACUAGUGCUCAUGACCACGGUUCCGCUGCUCUGACCACAUGA
This is a messenger RNA of Pipistrellus nathusii (Nathusius's pipistrelle), 1122 nucleotides long. NCBI's taxonomy places the organism in Eukaryota, Metazoa, Chordata, Mammalia, Chiroptera, Vespertilionidae. The record is from the annotation of a GenBank genome assembly.